Molecule: messenger RNA, 6637 nt
Organism: Cavia porcellus (domestic guinea pig)
Lineage: Eukaryota; Metazoa; Chordata; Mammalia; Rodentia; Caviidae
Gene: Prpf40a
Product: pre-mRNA processing factor 40 homolog A
Exons: 26
Coding region: 16-2937 (973 amino acids)
Biological process (GO): mRNA cis splicing, via spliceosome
Cellular component (GO): U2-type prespliceosome; U1 snRNP
Molecular function (GO): protein binding; RNA binding
Source: RefSeq, a predicted model, not a curated record
UCGCUUCUUGUUGGUAUGUGUAGCGGCAGUGGCCGCCGGCGGAGCAGUCUGAGCCCAACGAUGAGGCCGGGGACGGGAGCAGAGCGUGGAGGCCUCAUGGUGAGUGAAAUGGAGAACCAACCUCCCUCGCGGGGUCCCGGGGACGGGGAGCGGAGAUUGUCCGGCUCAACCCUCUGCUCCAGCUCAUGGGUCUCUGCUGACGGCUUCCUGAGGAGACGGCCCUCGAUGGGGCACCCUGGCAUGCAUUAUACACCAAUGGGAAUGCACCCAAUGGGUCAGAGAGCAAAUAUGCCUCCUGUACCUCAUGGAAUGAUGCCACAAAUGAUGCCCCCUAUGGGAGGACCACCAAUGGGACAAAUGCCUGGAAUGAUGUCUUCAGUAAUGCCUGGAAUGAUGAUGUCUCAUAUGUCUCAGGCUUCCAUGCAACCUGCUUUACCGCCAGGAGUAAACAGUAUGGAUGUAGCAGCAGGUGCAGCAUCUGGUGCAAAAUCAAUGUGGACUGAACAUAAAUCACCUGAUGGAAGGACUUACUACUAUAAUACGGAAACAAAACAGUCCACCUGGGAGAAACCAGAUGAUCUUAAAACACCUGCUGAGCAACUGUUAUCAAAAUGCCCUUGGAAGGAAUAUAAAUCAGAUUCUGGAAAGCCUUACUAUUACAAUUCUCAAACAAAAGAAUCCCGCUGGGCCAAACCUAAAGAACUUGAGGAUCUUGAAGGAUACCAGAAUACCAUUGUUGCUGGAGGUCUUAUUACAAAAUCAAACCUGCAUGCCAUGAUCAAAGCUGAAGAAAGCAGCAAACAAGAAGAUUGCAGCACAUCAACAGCCCCAGUUCCUACAACAGAAAUUCCUACUACUAUGACGACCAUGGCUGCCGCAGAAGCAGCAGCUGCUGUUGUUGCUGCAGCAGCUGCAGCCGCAGCAGCUGCAGCUGCAGCCAAUGCUAGCACUUCCACUUCUACUACUAAUACUGUUGGAACUGUUCCAGUUGUUCCUGAGCCUGAAGUUACUUCCAUUGUUGCUACUGUUGUAGAUAAUGAAAAUACAGUAACUAUAUCCACUGAAGAACAGGCACAGCUUACAAAUGCCACUGCUAUUCAGGAUCUAAGUGUUGAAGUAACUAGCAGUGCAGAAGAAACAUCUAAACAGGAAACUGUAGCUGAUUUUACUCCCAAAAAAGAAGAGGAAGAGAGCCAACCAGCAAAAAAAACAUACACUUGGAAUACAAAGGAAGAAGCAAAACAGGCAUUCAAAGAAUUAUUAAAAGAAAAGCGGGUACCAUCCAAUGCUUCUUGGGAGCAAGCUAUGAAAAUGAUCAUUAAUGAUCCACGAUACAGUGCUUUAGCAAAAUUAAGUGAGAAAAAGCAGGCCUUUAAUGCCUAUAAAGUCCAGACAGAGAAGGAGGAAAAAGAAGAAGCAAGAUCAAAAUAUAAAGAAGCUAAGGAAUCUUUUCAGCGUUUUCUUGAAAAUCAUGAGAAAAUGACUUCUACAACCAGAUAUAAAAAAGCAGAGCAAAUGUUUGGAGAGAUGGAAGUCUGGAAUGCAAUUUCUGAGCGUGAUCGUCUUGAAAUCUAUGAAGAUGUUUUAUUCUUUCUGUCAAAAAAAGAAAAGGAACAAGCAAAGCAGUUGCGAAAGAGAAACUGGGAAGCCUUAAAAAACAUACUUGAUAAUAUGGCUAAUGUAACAUACUCUACUACUUGGUCUGAGGCUCAGCAGUAUCUGAUGGAUAAUCCAACUUUUGCAGAAGACGAGGAGUUACAGAACAUGGACAAAGAAGAUGCAUUAAUUUGCUUUGAAGAACAUAUUCGGGCUUUAGAAAAGGAAGAAGAAGAAGAAAAACAGAAAAGUUUGCUGAGAGAAAGGAGACGGCAGCGUAAAAAUAGGGAAUCUUUUCAGAUAUUUUUAGAUGAACUGCAUGAACAUGGACAACUACAUUCUAUGUCAUCUUGGAUGGAAUUGUAUCCAACCAUUAGUUCUGACAUUAGAUUUACUAAUAUGCUUGGUCAGCCUGUUUUUUCAUUAGGAUCAACUGCACUUGAUCUUUUCAAGUUUUAUGUUGAGGACCUUAAAGCACGUUAUCAUGAUGAGAAAAAGAUAAUAAAAGACAUUCUAAAAGAUAAAGGAUUUGUAGUUGAAGUAAAUACUACGUUUGAAGAUUUUGUGGCAAUUAUCAGUUCAACUAAAAGAUCAACUACCUUAGAUGCUGGAAAUAUCAAGUUGGCUUUCAAUAGUUUACUGGAAAAGGCAGAAGCCCGCGAACGUGAAAGAGAAAAAGAGGAGGCUCGGAAAAUGAAGCGAAAAGAGUCUGCAUUCAAGAGUAUGUUGAAACAAGCUGCUCCUCCCAUAGAGUUGGAUGCUGUCUGGGAAGAUAUUCGAGAGAGAUUUGUAAAAGAGCCGGCAUUUGAGGAUAUAACUCUAGAAUCAGAAAGAAAAAGAAUAUUUAAAGAUUUUAUGCAUGUCCUUGAGCAUGAGUGUCAGCAUCAUCAUUCAAAGAAUAAGAAACAUUCUAAGAAAUCUAAGAAACAUCAUAGAAAACGUUCCCGCUCUCGAUCGGGAUCAGAUUCAGAUGAUGAUGACAGCCAUUCAAAGAAAAAAAGACAGCGAUCAGAGUCUCGUUCUGCUUCAGAACAUUCUUCUAGUGCUGAGUCUGAGAGAAGUUAUAAAAAAUCAAAAAAGCAUAAGAAGAAAAGCAAGAAGAGGAGACAUAAAUCUGAUUCGCCAGAGUCAGAUGCUGAACGAGAAAAGGAUAAAAAAGAAAAAGAUCGGGAAAAUGAAAAAGACAGAACUAGACAGAGAUCAGAAUCAAAACACAAAUCACCUAAGAAAAAGACUGGGAAGGAGUCUGGUAAUUGGGAUACUUCUGGCAGUGAACUAAGUGAAGGAGAAUUAGAAAAGCGAAGAAGAACCCUUUUGGAGCAACUGGACGAUGAUCAAUAAAUUAUACCAAAUAUAUGUUUACAGUAUGAUUUAAAGUCUGAUUCAGACCAGGGACUCUAUUUUAAGUUCAGUUUAAGUAACACUGGGUUUUAAUUGUAUCACAGAAAAAAAAAGUGCAUUUAAGUAUUGUUAUUGUGGACUUUAUAAAAGCAAAGAAAAUUGAAAAUAACUUUUGAUUCUGUAUCAAGAAUCAUAUUUUCCUACAGUCAUAACUGUCUUUCUGUGACCCUUUCAUAGGGCACUGCAGGGUGGAUUAAAGGUGGCAAUUUACUGAUAACUGCAGAUGUCUCUACUUUGUUCUGAAGGCUAAGUCAUGAAGUGAUUUACUUUAUAGAAGUUGGCUUUUAAAGACACAGUGAAAAAAUUUUGAUAAUAUAGUAGUACAAAAAAAGCACCAGCAUCCAAUAAAACUGCUUUUUUGUGCACUACCCAACUGGUUAAAUCUAAUGUGAUGUUUUGUGGUGAGCUGCUGAGAAAUACGUUUUUUUGAUGGAAACUUGGUGUAGACCCUUAGCUAUAGUAGUGCUGUACACACUACUAUAAUAAAGCCACCAUUAUUUUUUAUGAAACAUCAGAAUACAUUUUAAAAAGUCUAUUAUGAGGGCAUUAUUUUGAGCAUCUAUUUUGAGAGGUGAUGUUUUAAAAGUUAACAUCAAAUCAAAUUGUAAAUUAGUUUAAAUCUGUUGCCUUAAGGACCUACUAAAGAAUGUGCCACCAAACUUUUAAGUGAUAGUUGCAAUAUCCUCAGUAUCCUUAUCUAAAAAAAUAAGAAAAAUCAAUGUUGACUUACACAUUUUCUUUAACAGCUUUUUUUUUUUAAUCCAGUUUUUCUUGGUUUUUUUUUUUUUUUUUUUUCAUUGAGAAGGCCUUUUACCUUCCCUACUCACUGAGAAGUAUUUACUUCAUGGUACAGUACAUUCUAAAGCAUUUCUGAUUUGAGUAUUUUUGUACAUUUUUAUCAAUUAUUAAACCUUCUCUUCUAGUGUGUACUAGUAUUUAUUUCUACCUAACACUGCUCAGCUCUAAAUUGUAUCAUUUCAAAGAUACUAAAGCCCUGAAAUUUUGCUUCAUCUUACCCAGAAUAGUUAACUUUCCCUUUUUAAUAUCUAAGAAUAUUAUAAAUCAGUGCAUUUGAGGUCCCUAGUUUUGUUUUUCUCUUAUAAAUUUCCUGGAAUAUUUUAGCAAGGCAGUGGUUUGAAGAUACUCUUUACAUAACUAACUUUUGAAGGUUGGUAAUGUAAUUUAUACUAUUUUCCUUCAGUGCAGGAGUUUUUAAGUAAAGUUUAGCACCUAGCCUUUUUGAUAUUAUCUGAGCUAUUUUCUUUGUUUUAAUUUGAAUACUUUGAGAGAUCCUGUACAAGUUGAGAUUUGGAAGAACAGUUUGUCCCUUACCAUUUUAAUGAUUUUGAAAAUGGGACUGACCAGGACAACUGUUUUCCCAUCCUACCCUUUGUUUUAAUCUCUCGUCGACUAAAGACUCAAAGUGGGGAGGGGGUCCUUUUUCUGCUAUUAAAUAUGCUGGUAGAAAGUGAGAAUUACUACUUUUGAGAAAAUGUGAACACAUUGCUUGAAACUAGCCUGCUCAUAUACACUGUACAUCAGUUCAAAACUCAUAAUACCUUUGGCAACAAUUUGGCUAGAUUUAAGUUUCAGAGGUCCCAGUUUAAAGAUAGUUAAGGGUCUGGGAUUUAGCUCAGUGGCAUAAGUGCCUGCCUUGCAAGCAGGCAGUCGUGAGUUCUAUCCCCGGUACCAUCCCGGUACCGAUGAAAAAGAAAAAGACAGAAAAAAAAAAAGAUAAGAUUGCUAAUCAUGUCAUUGACAUCGAAGUCAGUGGUAAAAUCUUCAAAAUACACAUAUGGUAUUGGGAGAUAAACUAGCGAUGUUUCACAGGAAAUUAGAAUCUGUAAAAUUGUUUCCAUGAAUGAUAAUUUUUUUAAAAUACAACUUUAAAGUUUUUGAUUUUUCUAUUUAAAUAAAAACCUUAUUGAUGUGUUGUAAUAUGUCCUCAAAAUAGAUUUCUGUAUUUCUUACAUCCUUACAUCGUAAGAUCCCUGUAUCCACAGUAUCCCUGUAGUUCUCCCAUGCACGUAAUUUGACCUAAAAGUGAACAAAUGGCAACUCAAAAAGUGGAACAUCAUUGCUAAAGUACAUGACUGAUGCUUUGUGUUUGAUCCCAUCAGACGGAUUUUAGGGACCAGAAAGAUCUGAAUACAGAUCAUGAUAAGAUUUUAUAUUCAAUCACUGUUUUUAACCUAAUUAUGUUAAGUGUUCAGAUAGAUAAAAGCUGAAGUAUCAAAUUUAAGCAGGAAAACAGUUUAUUCUCAAUGAGAAUAAUUUGUAGUUCUCAGUUAAGACUGACAGUCUUAAGAAAAUGUUGAGUUUAUCUUCCCUUCAUAUCACUAAUAUAUUUAAUACCAUGGUCAAAAUCACAGCAUCAGGUAUUUUGCAUUCUUACUGUCUCCCAGUCCCUAGUUUCCAUGUUAGGAAAACAAUGUCCCUGAGAGGUCAGAUAAUUAUAGUCAAUCAAGUAUGGAUUAUUUGCAGUUUUCCUGAAUGAAUUUAAAUGAUGUAAUUUCUCAAAAACAAUGAUCCCAUCACACUUUAUUUCAAUUUUAAAUAAUUUUAUUCUUCCCAGUAAAUUUUGUAAUGAUUGUUUCAUCUUUUAACUGUUUAAGUACAUCUGACUUUAUACCCCUAUAAAAUAAAAAAGGCAAUCAAUUCAUACUUGUAGGAUGGAGAAACUACAAACUAUAUUAUCUUCUGUUUUCCUGGAAAAUACUCAUAGUUUAAAACUAUGUAAGUCUUAAGUUUUCAUUCAUCUGUACAAAUUUCAAUUAAGGAUUUGUGUAAAUGCUUUUGGUUUUUCCAGUACUAACAGUUAAGUGCUAGCUAGGCAGCCAUAUUUAUUUGCUUUUGCGUCCAGAAAAUAUAUGAAAAAGUUUUAAGCAAGGCAUGGUGGCACUUGCCUAUAAUCUCAGUUUGAGAGGCUGAAGGAGAAUUGCAAGUUAAAGCCCAACCUGAAUACCAUACAUAGCUAGACCUGACCAAAAAAAAAGAGGUGUAAGGAAAAAAGACCCUUUAAAUAGUACUUUAGUACUUAAGAAACAGUGAUUAAUGACUUUUAAAUUUAUAGUGUAUUUAAUACUUGAGUAUAUAAUUUAAAUGUAAAUUUAGAACCUAAAGAACAUUUUUUAAAACUUUCUUUUAGAAAUGAAAAUAAAAUACAUUAAUGAUUCCCUAGAUCUGAAACUUUGUCCUUUGGGGACGUAUCUCAGUACCAGAUUUUAAUUGAACCAUAGUUCAUUCCUUAGGUUGAGUUGCACUCAUUUUACAUAAACAGAAAGCAAAGUAACAUCAUGAUUAAUGGACCUGUCUUCUAAGAGGCUUAUAUUCUCAUUUUGUUCUGAUAAUGGCGCAUACCAGUAUAAUUAUGUUCCUUAUGCUUACCUUGUUCUUAAAACAUUUUCCAAAUGUUUUCAUUUAAGUGGUGGUCAUGUAAAUUCCACGGCAGGGAUUUGUCUAUUUCAUUUACUGCUGUGUAUCUGGCCUGUGAAUUAGGACAGUGUCUGGCACAUAACAGGCACUUAGUAAAUGUAAAAUACUAAUUGAUACAUGUACUCAUCUACCAUCCAUGGUAACAUCUGUAUUAAAGGGCUAAAAUGCAUCAUUGCAAUAAACAAUACAAAUUCACAACUCUAAA